CGGAUGUUCGAAAUUUAUUGAUGUACAUUCACAACUAUAAUUCGAAGUGUCUAAAUCAGCUGUUUAAUACCGCCGUGAGUGCAAUAAAAAAUCUAUAAAGUAUACACAAACUAUCUUAACAGAUUGUGAAUAUAAAUAUAUAAAUCACCAAAAUCACUUAUUAUUAAACAAAAUGGAGCAAUUUAAAGGCGCAGCGAAAACACUUUUCAUAUGGACACAAUCAUCACUUGUACAGGCUAGUACUGAAAAAUUGAAGGAGGCAACUGGCGGUGAAAUUGUUCUAGAGAAUAUCAAUCGCUUAACUUUUGCCACUUACGGCGAAUCUACAUUCGAUCUAAUUGUAAUUGAAAACGCACAGUUGACAGAUGCUUUUGAUAAGCUGCUACGCUUACUGAAACCAAAUGGCAAACUACAUUUAGCCAGUAUUUUUGGUACACCGGAAGUAUUUCAACAAGAGCUAAAACUUUCUGGAUUUAUCAAUGUUAGCAUAAAUAAGGAUGACGGUACAUUGACUAGUCAGAAACCAAAUUACGAAACUGGCUCUGCUAUCAAGCUGUCUUUUGCUAAGAAAGAUGGCAAACCAAAAUCAGUUUGGAAAGUAAAUGGUGAUGGCGAUGAAGAGCUAAUCGAUGAAGAUGAUUUGUUGGAUGAAGAAGAUAAGAAAAAACCGGAUCCGGAAAGCCUAAGAGUUUGUGGCACCACUGGCAAACGAAAGGCUUGUAAAAAUUGUUCUUGUGGUUUGGCAGAAGAACUUGAAACCGAGGCAGCACAAAAAUCGAAGGCAGACACAGCAAAUGCUAAAUCCAGUUGUGGCAAUUGCUACUUGGGUGAUGCGUUCCGUUGUUCAACAUGUCCUUAUAUUGGCAUGCCUGCAUUUAAACCUGGCGAAAAGGUGGAGUUGGCUGGCAAUUUACUUAAAGAUGAUAUCUAAGCUAACUACGAUCUUCAAUACAAUUAACGGCAUUGAUUUUUACAUGUAUUCGUAUUUAAUAAUAUCAAGCAAACAUAAACUGUGAAUUAAUAUAGCAUAUUCGAUUUUGUGUGAUGUGAAAUCAAUUUUAAACAAACGUUAUAAUUUUUUUAUGAAAAUGAACCACUGCAACAGUUCAGAAAUAAACGCGUGUUUUCGAAAAACCAUAA
This is a messenger RNA of Zeugodacus cucurbitae (melon fly), 1140 nucleotides long. It is a transcript of the gene CIAPIN1, whose product is annotated as anamorsin homolog. The record is from RefSeq and is a predicted model, not a curated record. NCBI's taxonomy places the organism in Eukaryota, Metazoa, Arthropoda, Insecta, Diptera, Tephritidae. Gene Ontology annotation, molecular function: iron-sulfur cluster binding. Bases 173 to 931 code for a protein of 252 amino acids. Gene Ontology annotation, biological process: iron-sulfur cluster assembly. Gene Ontology annotation, cellular component: cytoplasm. The transcript is spliced from 4 exons.